CCUACAUGGGACUGCAGACCCACAACGAUGUGGUUGACUCUUUACUGCCCUCUGGGAUGGGCAAUAAUCGCUGACCAGCAAUGUUCUCGUUCUGUGAAUGAAUUUUAGAAAGUUUCCAUCGCCCUUAAUUUACAGGAGGGUCAGCAGGAACAUUGAGAGUUCAUUGUGUAAGAGAAGCUUUUCUACUACAGAGGAAUAUCUCCUUCGAGAGAGAGUGAGCGAGAGAGAGAGACAGAAGCUGUGCCUAAAAACUGUUUAGACAGUGUGAACUACCUGUCAUUUAUUGUUUUUGGCCAAUAAUAAUGGUGCCCGAUGGUUCACAGUGAGUUGUAGCAGCCUCUAUUAGAUAGUGAGGCAGGGUGGAGUAACACAGAAAGUACAUUAAAUAGCGGCUGAGGUGGAGUUUGAUGCACAAAGACUGUUUCUAAGGUUACGAGAUGUAAUUGUUCUAAAUAGGUACAUUCUGAGAUGGUCAGAUUUGCUGCUAGCACAGCUGAGCUAGUAUUGUAUUGUCCGUGCCUCAUUGCCCCAGAGAUGAUGAUGGUGAGCUGCUUUCUUGAUUCCUGCAGUCCUUGAGGUGCAGCCACACUGCUUUUUGGUGGCACUGGAACCUUGGUCCUAGAGGAAUAAGUAGACCAUUCUGCCCUUCGAGCCUGCUUUACUAUUCAUUUGAGAUCAUGGGCUAUCUGAGUGGUUGAGGGAGCUCUGUUGGUGUUGAAACUGUGGUGAAAUAUUUCUCAGGCAGGAAGGAGAGUGACUUAGAGGGUGGUGUUUCCUUAUUGUGAGCUAAAUCAUCACUUUGGUUAAUGAUCAAAUUUGACUAAAUUACUGUCUUAUACGUUAAACAUUUUCAGUUCAGAAUGGUGUUGAAGGAUGAUAAAGACCAUCGAAGGUCAUGGUUUCCUCGGUAUUGAGAUGGAUUUUAACACUGUCCACGCCUUCAAGACAAGCGGGAGCUGAAAGAUUCUCAGCUGAGCUGCAACAUGGCCUAUAAUUCAAGGAAGUUUUGCAAAAGGAUAAAAGUUUUCCUUGUGAUCUGUUGUUUUGUACUUCCGUUAUACUUUAUCUACAGUCACAGUCUGGUAAAGGAAGGAGCUCUGUGUGCAAACAAAGCCUGUAGCUGUGAGAGCUGUGUUUCAGACCGAGGUAUCUCCCAUUGGUUUGACGUGCGGUUUAACUCAAGUAUUCAGCCACAAUUGACCAGCAGCAAUGAAAAGAUCCCUCAGGACAUCCUCCUGUGGUGGUUGGGGUUACAGUCUCGGCACCCAAGGAUGAGGAUGAUGUACAGCAGACUUUUCGAGACUAUGCCGAAGUUUAAUUCUGUAGAGAAUAGCCGGUCCUGUCAUUGUCGGAGAUGUGCCAUUGUUGGAAAUUCUGGGAAUCUCAAAGGAUCAAGCUAUGGGCAGUUGAUUGACUCUCAGGACUAUGUAAUAAGAAUGAACAGGGCAGUGACCAAGGGAUAUGAGUUGGAUGUGGGCAAGAAAACCACCCACCACUUCAUGUACCCAGAGAGUGCAAAGGACCUGGGAGCCAAUGUUCAUCUGGUACUGGUCCCAUUUAAACCUCUGGACCUGCUGUGGUUAGACAAUGUCCUGCUGAACAGAAACUUCUUUCUGAUGUUCAGGAAACUGAAAGGUCCCAUUACCGCUGAUCGCGGCAAGGUCAUCAUCUUUCAUCCAGUCUUCUUCAAGUAUGUCCAUGACAAAUGGACUGAGCAUUAUGGGAAGUACCCAUCCACUGGGAUGCUGGCUCUUAUCUUUGGGCUUCACAUCUGUGAUCAGCUAUCGGUAUUUGGCUAUGGUUGGGACAGGCAAGGCAACUGGCACCACUAUUGGGAAAAUAAUCGGUUAGGUGGAGCAUUCCGUGUAACAGGAGUACAUAAUGCAACCUUCGAGAUGAAUGUCAUCACCCGUUUGGCAGAAAUUGGGAAAAUCCAACUAUACAGGGGCAGACCUGGAACUUCCUGAACUCAGCAAAACGAAACUCGCCAAACUGUACAGCUAUUCAUCACAGAGACUGAUCCAGUUAGAAUGCACAGAAACAAACCUGACAGUUGGGAGAACCUAAGAUGGAUAGAACCACGUAUUUUCUUCCACCAGUGUUCUGUAAACCUCAGGCAAAGUAUUUUAAGAUGAGCUGAUUGUUUUCAGAAAUCAAUUGCAUCGACUUAGUUUCUGUCCCCAAAUAAAAGUUGAUCUGUAACAUUAAUGGCCCAGAUCCCUCAUUCUGGAUCAGGUAGCCAAAGGCUGGCUGGAUCCCAAAGCAUGGACUCUGUUGAUCAGAUAGGAGCAUCACUGGCUCAAUCAACAUUUGUUGCCCUUUUUUAAUUGCUGUUCGGAAGGUGGGCUGUCUUCUUAAAUCACAAUGACGUAUUUUAUUUAAAAUACAACAGAGACUUACUCAGCCAUUUCAGAGGGCCUGGAUAAGAGCUAACUACAUUGCUGUAGGUCUGGAGUCACAUGUAGGCCAGGCCAGGUAAGGAUGGCAGAAUUUCUUCCCUAAAGAACAUUAGUGAAUCUCUUGGGUUUUUAUGGCAAUGGGGUGUUUUUGUGGUCACUUUUGCUCAAUAAACUUUUUAUUCCAGAUUUAUUUAACUGAAUUCAAAUUGUGUAAUCAAUGUGGUGGAAACAACUUUGGACUACUCAGAGUAUUUAACUGUAAUGACACAGUUCAACAUGAAUUCAACCUUGUCUUACUCCUCAUGAACUGGACAAACCUGCACAUUUCCAGUCUGUUGCAGCCACGGCCCAGCCCAGUCCAGUUUGCUGGCCCUGAGUGACACGAGUGUUGCCCAUCCAGUUCCUUUCAAGGUCACCGUGCACCAUCAUGGUGACAAAGUUCAAGUCCGACAAAAGUCACUUUACUUGUGUUGUCCAAAUUGCACCUAAUCCAGAAAGACCAGUAAGGUCUGAUCCAAGUCAGCUUGACCCAUACAGGCCCCGGUUUUGACUGGAGGGCCCACGACUGAAGGUUGUAGAUUCAAAGGGAUUUUUGGAGCAUGGGGUAUUGUGUGUCAGGGCAGUGUAUUAAGAGCAGGGACACAGCAUCAACUUGAGUAACAGAGAGAUAACAGACAGAAUGGCAUCUUCCUGUGUUUUAAAUGUUUGAGAUUUUAGUCAUUAAUCAAUUUGAAGAAAUCAUUUCAACAGAAAAUUGAAAAGAAUGUUCACAAAUUGAAGAACUCACUCCACUGAUUUGAAGUUUUAUCUUGUAUACACCAAAUUUUGAAUUCUCAAUGGAUCUAGCGCCUGGGGAGAACUUUGUGUCCGUUUGUUGGACUGCUGACUAAAAAUCUGUAUGUUUCUCAAACAUGUACAUAAAAGAGAGACACAAUACAGGAGAAUAUUCCCCCAUAUUCCUUUAAUUUAAGGCUGCAGCAGUCACUACAAAGAAAACAAAAAAAAUUACUAGAAUCCUUAUACAACAAAGGAGAAGAGAUCAACUCUCAAACAAUCCAACAAUCAAACAACUGUAGCAAUACAGCUUUAAAGAGACAGUAUUCUUUAUGGUCAUCGUGCUGAGAAAUGUAUUUGCAACAUUCAGGAAUCAGAUUUUUGCAGGUCAAGAGCCCUUGCUACCAUUUUCAGACAACUAGAAUGAGAAUCAGGUCCUAACGUUCCAUUUCCUUUUACAAAGACUUUGUGCAGGAAGGUGAUGUCACUGAAGUCAGUUUAGCUCAAUAGACAAGCCUCCAACACCAUUCAGUCAGAGACUCCGAAACAGAAGAACUCUUACAACAGCCAUCAUACUUGGAAGAUUUCAAUUGUCUUGAGUUUGUGUUGGUGCCUUUGAACGCAAAUGUACUAAUUACCAAGACAGUGCGGUCAGGAUUGAAGCACAGCAAAUCUUGAAGCAAACAUCAUUGCACUGGCUUGCUCCAAAGUGAGGUGGUAUGCUCUGGGAACAGCAACAAAAAAGAACUCCACACUGAAAUUUAUCAACAGUGAGCUCCAAGAAUUGCCCAACUCACUGGCCCUCUCAGUACCAUCUUUCUUCCAAAACCACUGUUUUAAAAAGCCCCCAAAAAAUAAAGCUAUAAAAUCAGGAAGUGGUUCAAUUGCUGAGCAGGACUGGUGGUCAUGACCAUCAGAGCAUUUAGGAGGGUGAACUUAGUUAUUUCUUGCAUAUAACUCUAGGGAAUUCUGACCAUUACAAAAAAGGAAAAUUUAUUCAACUGGAAUACAGGAGCUCAAAUACACAGCACAGUGAAGGCUCAUCGCCACAGUCAGAUUCUAGAGAGUCAGAUGGAAAUCAGGUUUGUCUGAUCUUUGAGCCGUUGCUGAAGAAGAGCUGAGAUUGGAGAAUGAGCCCAUUCGGUUGGCUCUUAAACAUCUUGCAGUGGCUGCUUUGAGUUUUUGUGGCCAGUGGGCUAGACACAGGCAAUAAGCUUGCCACAUAUUUACUAACUGGUGAAGACCCCACCAAAACAAUGCAAGGUAAGAGAAUAAAAUAACUGAUGUUGAGGCAGAGUUUGUGUCCAGACUCUCAGCUUGUCUACUAACGUCUGACCUGAAGAUGUUCCCAGGAAGAUUUGCUAACUGUAGUUCGAGUAUCGACAGAAUACCAAGAUUCCAUUUACAAUCCGACUUACUGUGAACCAGCUAUCUAUGUAGGGCAAUGUAUAAUGGACUAUAAACUGUCAGGCCACAAAGAUCUUAAUUGUUUAUAUUAAUAUAGUAUCAAUACCAAACAUUUUAUGAAAGAAACUUUAGAAGUUUGAUCUGGAUGUUGAUAAAUUAAACACUGUUUUGUUCACAGUC
This is a messenger RNA of Chiloscyllium plagiosum (whitespotted bambooshark), 4760 nucleotides long. Its product is annotated as CMP-N-acetylneuraminate-beta-galactosamide-alpha-2,3-sialyltransferase 2-like. The record is from RefSeq and is a predicted model, not a curated record. NCBI's taxonomy places the organism in Eukaryota, Metazoa, Chordata, Chondrichthyes, Orectolobiformes, Hemiscylliidae. Gene Ontology annotation, molecular function: beta-galactoside (CMP) alpha-2,3-sialyltransferase activity. Gene Ontology annotation, cellular component: membrane. Gene Ontology annotation, biological process: sialylation.